Penaeus indicus is the source of this 11535-nucleotide messenger RNA. Its product is annotated as protein piccolo-like. NCBI's taxonomy places the organism in Eukaryota, Metazoa, Arthropoda, Malacostraca, Decapoda, Penaeidae. The transcript is spliced from 6 exons. Bases 161 to 10423 code for a protein of 3420 amino acids. The record is from RefSeq and is a predicted model, not a curated record. Gene Ontology annotation, molecular function: transcription corepressor activity; protein binding. Gene Ontology annotation, biological process: negative regulation of transcription by RNA polymerase II. Gene Ontology annotation, cellular component: nucleus.
AGGAUGUGUGCGGAUGUGCUGGCGCGGUUUAUAGUGACUCGGGUGUGCUAGUGGCGUUUUAUGUGUAUUUGCUGUGAUGAAAUUAGUGAGGAAAGAUCAUGGGUGAUGUAUAUUCGUGCGCUGGAUGUUUCUCUACACGCUGUGCCUCUGAUACCUACUCAUGGACUCUUUCUUGGGCAACACGCGGCCGUUCUUCCAAGGGCUGCCAGCGUCCACCAGAGGGUAUGAUGGAUCCACUCUCAAGGACCAAGCUCAAGCCCCGCCCACGCCCACGCCCCCUGCUACGCCUACACUUCCACCUGCCCAUGUGUACCCCUACCCCGUAGGAGUGACGAGCUCAGCGCCGGCCACGAGCUUGCCCGGCUCGCUGACCCCCAGUCGACCAAUAACGCCCGCCACGCCCUCGCACAAGCCUCAUGACCACGCUCCGCCUGCGCCAUCCCACAGCGUGACAUCCUUCUUGCACCCGCCUAGCAAGACUUCAGCACCCGAGGCGCGUUUCCUUACCCAGCUGGAGCACUUACGUCAGCAAACGUCAGCAGUGGGCAGACCCACUGAUCCACUCCACGAUGCCCGAGCAUUCAGUCGGUCAUACAGCACCCAGCCUGGUCUUACAAUCGAGCACCCAUUGCCUACUAGACCCUUCAGCUCCCAGGCAGCACUGCCCUCUGCAAGCAGAGGCAUUUCUCGCUCGUACAGUACACAAGCUCCACCUUCGUUAGAAAUACGGCCAACCAGACCUUACAGCUCGCAUUCUGCUGUUGGAGCGGAUUCUAGAAUUCCUGCUGGACCCUACGGUACGCCUUCAACUCCUAACAGUGACUUAAGGGCCUACCAGUAUUCCUUUAGCACACAAGCCAUUACCGCAGACCCUCGUGUGCAUGUUGAGUCUAGAUUUCUUGAAAGACCAGAGUCUAGGUCAUUAGAUUCAAGGUCAUUGGAAGCUCGGUCUGACCCACGGGGAAGCACAAGACCUGAACAGUGGGGUCCAAGUUAUAGAGCUGAUGCGAAGUCUUUGGACAGACUGGCACCAUCCGUCCACAUUGCUGCUCCUUCUGCCAGUGUGAACGGUUCCAAGGACGCUCUUUAUCUGGGCAAAAAACCUGAUGAUAUUGGAAGUGUUAGACGACCAGAUGAGUCAUAUGUAAGAAGAAGUAGUGAAUUAUUGCAGGUUAAUGGAUCACGUGACCCACUCUAUCCCAAUGGGUCUCAGAGUGCAUAUUCAUCAGAAACACAAAGAGACCCAUCUUCCGAAAGACCAAAAGACAGCCGGCCCAAAGAAGAUUCUGCUUUGGACCUCUCCGUCAAAACUGUAAGGCAAACGCCAGACUCUACUGCUCCAGAUCCUGAAAAAAGCUACAGUAUAUCUCCUGUAAAUGCUGCAACAGUAGACAAGAAUCCUCAGAAUGAAACUCCAAGGCGAACUCCAAAUUCCACUCCAGUUUCAUCUCCUUACAGGCCUUCAAACAGAGAUCCAUCCUUAGCACAGUAUGCUGAUAUAUCAAAACUUAAUCCUGGAAUAUCAGGAGCAAGAGCAACGCCACCCAGUCAUAUACCAUCACACUUUAGUUUAAAUGCUUCUUCAAGUCCACAUACUUCAUCGAGUCCUUUAUCUCGUGGGUCUCAUUUUCUGCCUCCUUCUAAGCGACCAGGGGAACCUCUGUACUUUGACCAUUUUACAAAGUUGCAGAAAUUAAGUCACACUCCUCCAAACAAAUCGCCUACGCCAUCCCGGCACAUACCUGAAAGUCAUUUGCCCCUUCACCCAAGAGACAAGGCCCUUUAUGGUGCCCCCAAAGAAGAUCCAAAUCGUGGUUUGCAUCUUCUUGUAGCGGCCACACUUAACACAGAACAUGAUGGGAGAUAUGGCCAUGAGAUUGGUUAUGAGAGAAAGCACAGUACAGAGAGGAAGGACACAAAUAAUGACCUGAGGGAUUUAAGCCUUGAAAUAAGAGAAAGGAGAGAGUCAUCUAUAGACUUAAAAGAAAGUGAAAGAAGAGGAUUCAGCCUUGAGAGAAGAGACUCAGUGAUGGAAAGAAGAGAGCCGAGUGUUGAUCGAAGAGAUUCAAGUUUAGAAAGGAGAGAUUUGGGCAUUGAGAGAAGAAAUUCCAGCAUGGACAGAGGAGAUCCAAGUCAUGAAAGAAGAGAUUUAAGCUUAGAGAAAAGAGAUCUUGAUUCUAAGUACCUGUAUCCCAAACAUCCAGAUGUCAAACUAUCCUUAGACCAAUACAGAGCAUGGGUGCCAACCUCAGAACACUCAAAAUCUGAUAGUUUGUCUAUUGACCGGCCAAAGUAUAUUCCAGGGCAACACUCUGUACCAACUUCCGUCCCCACAACCUUACCUCAGCAAGGUUCUAGAGUCUCUCCAACUCAAGCUCCUCAUCCAUAUUCUUCCUAUGGACGACCUCCUGAUACAAGGCUACCUCAGACCCAUUACUCCCAAGCAGGACACCCCACCUCUUCUGCACACCACCAGGUUAAUGCAGCUCCGCCAUCCCAUCCAAAAAUACAUCAGCCAUACUUGCAGACACCAACCACAAGAGCACUGCAGGUCCCUGCAACUUCCAGCAGCAGUCAUUCACUGGAACCACCACAUGCUUCUGUGGUUUCUCAGUCUCAUCAUUAUCCAUAUCCAAGCAGUCACAGUUAUUCUCAGAGUGUUGCUGCUCAGUACCACCAACACCAGCAUCAGAAGCAACAACGUUCAGCUUCGCAGUAUCCACCAUUCAGUUUGCCACAGAAUUCAAAAUCAGGAUCAGCAUCUGCUAUCCCAAAUCCACAUCUAACACCUCAGCAGGCUGCCCAUCAAGCAUAUGCCUAUUCUCACCAACAACAACGUAGUGAAACACCUCAUGCAACUUAUUCUAGCAAGAGACAGAAUCAAAUAUCUCCACACCCUUCAGUUUCUCCUCACCCAUCCAUGUCUCCCCAUCCGUCUGCUUCCCCACAUCCCUCAGCAUCUCCCCAUCCUGCUGCUUCUCCCCACUCAACUGUGUCCCCCCAUGCUUCCCACCAGGGGCGAAUUCCCUCACAAUAUUCUCCUCAUCACUCACAGCGCCCACCUUCUGUCUCUGUGAGUCAACAUUCACAUAAUUAUCCAGGAACUCUACCUCCUAGUCCUUAUUCAGGUCCUCAGAGUCAUUCGGCUCACACCACACCGCCUUCAUCUCGGCCAUCCUCAGCUACACCCCAGCUGCCACACACACCUCAAGCUCUCUCAUCUCACCCUCCUCCGUCUUCUUCCAGACAGUCAGCCCAUCCAACCCCUGUGUAUCCACAUCAUUCCCACCCUGCCCCUCCUCCCCCAACUCCAUCAGCUGACAACCAGGGAAAACAGGGUCAUUCCUCCCUAGAGCUCCAUCAUCCUCAGCCUCGUCAGUCGCAGCUGCACCCUCCUCCUCCACCCCAUCCUUCUCAUUCCCAUCAGCCAUCCCAACCAUACGCUCCCCACCAUGCUUCACAGCCAUAUCCACCACCACCCCAUCCCUCUCAUCCAUAUCCUCCUGGACACUACCCAUCCCAACCAUAUCCUCCUCCUCCUCAGCCUUAUCCCUUGUCAUCUCAUCCAUCUCAGCCUUAUCCUCCACCACCACCGUCUCAGCAUCAUACAUCAGCACCUCAUUCCUCUCAGACCCAUCCUCCUCAUCAUCAUUCAUCGAGUGCUCACCCUGCCCAACCUCAGUCCUCCCAGUCACAUCCUCCUCUACACCAUGCAUCUUACCCACACCCAUCUCAGCCUUAUCCACCCCACCCCCAUCCAUCACAGGCAUCCCUUCCUCCUCCUAGUAAUUCCCAUCCCUCCCACCCACACUCCAGCCAGCCUCCCACCCCCACACAGCCUCCUCGUCCUCCAUCUUCAACCCAGUCUCAUCAGCCUACAUCCCAGUCUCGUCCUCCUUCCUCACAACCUGCUCAAAGUCCUGCAUCACAGUCUACCUCUCCUGCAUCUCAAUCUGCUGCUCAUUCAUCACAGUCUGCCCCUCCCCCGACAUCACAGGCUCCACCUACUUCAUCGCAAGAUCCUCCACAUCCCCCUCCUUCUUCAAAGGCUGCUUCUCCUUCUCACUCCCGUCCUUCUUCAGCCCAGCCUCCCACUUCAUCUACACAGCCUCCCUCAGCAGCACAUCCUAAUCAGAAUCAGCAGUCUUCGUCGGAUCCUCCACCUCCUUCGCAGUCAAACCCCCCUUCCUCUGCUGCCCAGUCUCACCCUAGUGCGAGCCAGUCAAAUGCUCCCCAGUCACAGCAUGCUCUAGAAGUGCAGCCAUCCACACAGCAUCCACCUCCUCCAACCUCCCUGACAAUGCCUUCACAUCCUCCAGCUUCUCAGCCGCCUCCUUCUUCAGCACAAUCUCAUCCACCAACAUCUCAGUCCCAUCCUUCUACAAUGCCAUCUCGUCCUCCCUCAGCACAGCAUCCUCCUCCCCCAUCACAACAUGCUCCUCCCUCAGCACAGCACCCUCCUCCACCAGCACAACAUCCUCCCCCAUCAACACAGCACCCUACUCCAGCACAGCAUCCACAUCCACCAACACAACACCCUACUGCAGCACAGCAUCCUCCCUCUUCAGCUCAGCAUCCUCCAUCAACACAUCCUCCUCCUCCAGCGCAACAUCCACCUCCACCAGCACAGCAUCCUCCUCCACCAACCCAUCAUCCUCCACCUCCUCCAGCACAGCAUCCUCCCCCUUCAUCACAGCACUCUACUCAUGCAGCACAUCAUCCUUCCUCAGCACAACAUCCACCUCCACCAGCACAACAUCAUCCUUCAUCUGCACAUCAUCCUCCUCCUCCUGCACAGCACCAUCCUCCGUCACAUCAUCAUCCUCCAUCGACACACCAUCCACCUUCAUCACAGCAUCAUUCACUCCCUUCAUCACAGCAUCCUGCUCCCCCAGCUCAGCACUCUGCUCCCUCAGCACAACAUCAUCAUCAUCAUCAUCAUCACUCCUCACAACCUGCUCCUCCUCCCACACAAUCUCAUCCACAUGCAGCACAACCUCAUCCACCACCUUCAGCACAUCCUCCUCCUCCACAGCAUCAUCAUCAUCCAUCCCAUCCUCACCCUUCAUCAUCUCAGAUGCAUUCCCUCUCAAGUAAACCUCAUCAUCCUCCAGCGCAACCACAUUCUAACAUUCCACCCUUACAAACUCAUCCUCCAGCUCACCCUCCAACCCAUAUCCAGCAUCCAACAACCCACCCUAUCCCUCCUUCAACUCAGUCACAUCCUUCCCAACCAUAUCCUCAUUAUCCAUCACAACCCUACUACUCCCAUCCUCACCCAUCUCAGGCCUAUCCCCCUCAGAGCCACCCACACUCACAUUCUUCACAAAGUCAUCCACCUGUACCACAUCAGUCCUCCCAGCCCCAUCCAUCCUAUCCUCAUCAUCCUCCUGGUCAGCCUCCUCAGUCCUCAAGUCAUUCUUCUCAUGCUCCUCCUCGGAGCCACCCUUCCCAGGGCCACCUACCCCCCCACCCACACCCCUCACAUAUGCACGUUCGCCACCCUCAUUCCCACAUGCCCCAUGCAGGUAUGUAUCCUCCCCACCCAUCCCACCCAUCCCACCCAUCCCACCCGGUGGUAAGUCAGCAUAACUCCCAGCCUCAUGGAUCUCACCCUCGACUUCCCCAUCCUUCUCAGCCUCAUGCUCAGGCUUAUCCCCCACACCCUCAGCAACCUCACUACCAGCCACCACAGCUUCCUCAUCCAGCUAUAAAGACUGAAGGAGCUGGCAGUGGGCCACGCUACCCAGUAUAUCCCUAUCCUUCUCACCACAUAAGCCAGGGUCAUGAUGUAGGGUCAGCUAGAGGCCCAGGACUUAUCAGUCCCCCACAGACAUCAGCAGCAUCUGCAAAAGCAAGACCACCUCAAGAUAUUGACCCUUCACGGAUACGUACAAAGGGGGAACAAAAAUCUUUUGAUCCUAGAAAUGCUGAGAGUGGAAAGUUGAAAAUGAACACAGAGCCAUGGCCAAGUUAUCCACCUGGUGCGCACAACACUUCACAGUCACAGCAAACAGGUGACCAAAUACCUUACAAUAGCUCAAGGCCUGUGAACCAGCCACACAUUUCAAAUAGCCAAGAAGGACCAAAGGUGGCUGCAGUAUUUGAAUUUAAGGAGGAGGAUGCUCACAAGACAGAUCAAAAUCAGGGAGGAAACAAAAUGUUGGAACCAGGCAAGGCUGCUUUGGCAGACAAGCUUCACAAGAAACUAAACAGAGCUGAAAGCACGGAGUCAUUGGUUGUGAAGAAAGAAACUGUAACAGAAUCUCCUGUACCAAAGAAAGAAGAGGUUCCUGAGGAGAAGGAUGAAUGGGCUUCUGGGUUUGACAAGCUCUUGGAAGACUUAGCAUCAAAUCCUGAAGGUGUUACAAGCAAGAAGAGUAAAACACUUGGAGCACGUUACUUGCAAAAGGUGCAGAUCCAGCAUGCUAUAGAUAAUGAUCUGAUUGCACCUCCACCUACUGCCAUUCUAGAAGAAGAAGAUGAAAGCGAACCUGAGGCUCCUGUCAAGUUCCGUGGCAAGUUCAAAAGUAUUAAAGAUAAGAAAGUAGAACGUGUGAUUCUCACUUAUGCCUCGCAUUCUGAUGAAAGUGCCAUUGACAUGAUUCCGGAUGAAGAUGCCAGUGAUUUUGAAGAAGAAUUGAAACGUGAGAUAAGAUCAAAGGACAAAAAGCGGGGUCAUUUUAAGAAGCCGAGAGGGGAUUCAAGCAGUGGUAGUGAAAGUGGUAGGAAAGAUAGUGACAGAAGAAAAAGUGGUGGACGUGGAAAGAAUAAAGAGAAUAAACCAAAUAAUAAACAGGAUUCUGAUUAUUCUGUAAGUAGUAGCAGUGAGAGUGAUAGUAGCUCUAGCUUAAGUUCAGAUGAUUCUGAUAGUGAUGAUUCCGAGUCAGAGGAGCUGGUGAGACCUCGACGAAAAGGAAAGCAGGAUUCAGACAGUGAUGUAGGGAGAAAGAAACCAAAGAGGCGAGGAAGGAAGUGGGACAGUGAUAGUAGUGACUCUGAGGAAGAGAUCAUACCAAGGAGGAGAACAAGGCGUCGCAGAAAAUCUUCAAGUGAUGAGGAUUCUUACAAACCAGUCCAGAGAAACAGAAAGAGGAAAAAGAAGCAAGACUCCAGUGACUCAGAGGAAGUGUCCUUAAAGACAAGAAGAGGAAAGAAGAAAAAUAAAUCGGAAUCAGAGGAAGAAGAAUUUGUGUCAACGAGAAGAGGUAGGAAGAAAGGUCGUAUUCCCAAUAGGAAAAAGAAAAACCGUCAGAGAGAAGAUUCUGAUGAUGACUCAGAAGAUGAAAAAGCCUUGCCAAGAAAGACAAGAGGAAUGAAGAAGAAACAGCAGGAAACAAAGAACAGAAAGAGAAGAAAAGAAUCUACUAGUGUAAGUUCAUCUUCAGACUCGGAUGAAGAGAAUGAUAGCAAAACGAAGAAAGAAAUGGAUCAAAGAAAGAAGGGCAACAUCAAAAAGGGUAGUAAGAUCUUGGAAGACUCCAGUGAAGAUUCAGAACUUCCUGCAAAGAAUAAAAAUCAUAAAAAGAGUAGUUUGAUUGUUGAUAGUGAUGAUUCAGAUGAAGAUUCAAAGAAGGAGACUAAAGAACCAGAUGAGAAAGUAGAUGAUAAAGUUGAUGAGGAGCAAAAAGCUGAGUGUAGUGUAAAGGCAGGUACAGAUAAUGAAGCAAAGGAAGGAGAAAUGCAAGCAGAAGAGGAUACAUUAGAUCUAACUGAAGAUGUGGAGUCAAAUUUAGAAGCUGAUUCGGUCAUUGAGAAACUUAACAAGAUGCGCAAUGAAGAGUUAAACAGAGAGGAUGUAUUAGAAAUGAAAGCAUGGUUUGGUGAGGUUAACAAUGAUAUCAAGAAGCAACUUUGUAAUCUUCAAGAAAUGGGCUUUAGGAACAACUGGAAGAAACCACAGUUUGGAGUAGGUGAUGAUUUCUUGCAUGGAUGGCAGACAGAUGUAAAGAAGUAUAAAGAACACACAGCCAGACUUCCCAAGAAGUUGUGCCAUUCUGUCAAGCACCAAGACACCAAUUCAUCCAAAGGAACUUCUAGAAAAGGGCGUGACCGUGACUCUGGAAAGGAUUCUCCAUCAAGACAAGGAUCGUCUUCCCCAGCUAAGAAUACGAGAAGUAAAUCUGGGAUAAUAAAGACAAGUAUGGCAGUAGCAGAAGAUGACAAACUUAAAGUAGCAUCUAGACCAGAAAUAAGUAGUGUAAUGCAAAGAUUCUUUGAAAAGGUUUUGGCUGAUUCUGAUGUAAUGUCAAAAGGUAGUCUUGCCUCCAAGAAGUUUAAUCUGGGACCAUUUCCGGCAUAUGGAGCGCAGCGAGUCCCAACAGGGCUGACUCCAACACCUUCAGUUGCUCCCUCCAUGUUAGCAAGCGAUGAUUCAGACCUGGAUUCCCUUGCAAGCAUCAGAACUGAUCUGCCAGCAUCUGAUAGUGUACCAGUUUCUAAAAGAUCCAUUGCUAGUAGUCUGCUUAAGAAGAUUGGGCGGAAAUACAAUGAUAAGAAGCUCAAUACUUUGUGCCUGGGUAAACCUCGAAGUAUUCUUGAGGCUACAAACAAACCUCAGCUCCUGCCAACUCCUGGCAUGCCUACAACAGAAAAGGACCUUGAAAAUAUGGAACCAAAUGAGAUGAAAAUUGCUACAUUUUUCAGAAAAGAAACAGUUAGUAAUUAUAGGGAUAACUUUGAGGUAGUGGUCACCAAGAAUGGCAUUAAUGAAUUCACACAAAUACUCUAUCAGUCUAGGACACGCACCAAGACCAAGCAGAUUCAGGAUGCUGCCACUGUUAGAUCUGUCUUUGGUGCAGAUAUUCCUCCUCAUCUGCUGAAGAAGGCAGAAUUAAAGAAGGCCAAGAAAACAUUAUUAAGGAAGGGAGGAAAGAAGGAUGAGGGUAAGGCAAAGGAGGAGAGUUCUCCAGUGCCUGUAAGCAGAGCUAGCACUCCAGGAGGCUCAAUGCAGGCUGCUGGGGAUGAGGACGAUGACUCAGAACUUCGCAGUGAACGUUCGGAGUCUGUCCUCGGAGAAUCAUCAGCUCCCAGUGUGACUAAGAAAGCACGGCGGAAAUUCCGCAAGUUCAGAAGUGGUUUUGAUUAUAUACGUAAAAAGAAGAAGGUCAAGGCUGAUGAUGAAGCAACACCAUCUAGGAAGCGCUUGCCUGUCAGAAAGCACGUGAAUUGGCCAGAAGAGAGCCGUGAUGUUGCAGCUGAAGUUCGAAGCUGGGUUGUCAACAAAGGUCUUGGGGAAACUGUGUUACACAAAGCUGCAAGGCUUCAGUAUCAUGAUGUGGUUGUGUACUGUGCAGAAAGUCCAGAUUUUGACAUUAAUGUGCGGGAUAAUGCCGGAUACACACCUCUUCAUGAAGCUUGCAACCGAGGUCAUUUGGAUAUUGCACAGGUUCUGUGCUCCCAUGGUGCCCAUGUCAAUGCCCCGGGAUACAAAGGAAUGCGGCCGUUACACGAAGCUGUUGAAAACGGCCACGCAGAACUGGCUCGCCUACUGCUUGCCUAUGGUGCCGACCCGAUGCUCACAACUUAUGCAGGGCAGACCUGUUUUGAUCUGUGUGCCGAUAUCCAGUGCACGCAGCUCCUUGAAGGUUUCCUUGCAGAUCUCAAGGGUCAUGAUGGCGAAAUGUGGCACUUUGCUGGUCCUACACGGCUUAGUGAUCCUGAGGAACAAGGAUGUGACAUAUUUGGCAUGAUACCAGCACCUUCUUGCAAUAAAACAUCAUCAGAAGACAAUGUGGAGUCAAGCCAAGACACUGAUGUGAAGGCAACAUCAGAUUCAGUCACCUCUAGGAACAUUACGGUGGAUGAAGCAGAUAAAGGUCAGAAGUCGGAAAAUAAAAGAGCAGACAAAGAAGAAGGAUCGUCACUGGAUGGAAAGUGUAUACAAAGUUUGUCAGAUAAAGAGCUUAGUGUUAGUGGUGGUGAGAUAGUCAAACUUAAGAGCACUGUUAAGGAAGAGCCAAAAUCUGUUGAAGUCAAAUUAGAGAGUGACACCAGCAUGACAACGGAACUGUCAUCAGAAAAUAAGGUGUUGUCCAGUGAGGAAGUGAAUAAAGAGGAUAAGGAGGAAAUUAGUGAACAGAAGGAAGAUUCAGAUAUGGAAGAUGGGUGGAACAUGCAGGUUGUAUUUGAAUUAUGUGAGUCACCCUUACUAGAUACUUAUGAGGUGGAAGGACAGCCACACAAGUAUCUGCUGUUGAAGGAACUUGUGAAGCACCUGAAAGUGACCCAAGAAGAACUUAUAAUUGCGGCAAAGACAAUUGAAACAUUAGAACUGAGUCCAGAGGAGUUUGAGAAACGUACGCACUGUUGCAUAGUUGGGUCCUGCAGCCGUGCACUUGUUGAUGACUGCUCCUCAGUGGUCCUUGUAAAGAUUACACCUUCUCUAGAGAAAUUAUUGGGUAUUGAAACUGUAAAACUUUAGUUUGAUGCUGUAUGUAUGUGAAUAGAGAUGAGAUCAAUAUUGCUUUAGACAUUUUAUAAAAAAAGCUUAUUUAAAGCCAAAAUGUAUGUGGAUCAAUAUGAACAGUUUUAUUAAAGCCUAAUGAAGGAGUCCAGAUUUUUUAGACUAUAUGUUAUCAUUCUGAACCAACAGAUGUAAAUAUGACUUUUGUAAGUUGCCCUUCAUGGCUGAAUAAGUGAUGUGAUUUUUUAGGAUUAUGAAUGAAUGAAAAAAGCUAUAUGCCAUAUUCAGUACGAAGUGUAGGAAACAUUGAUACAUGCAGAGAUAACUUGCUCUGUGAUAAGGUUUAUCAAAGAUAUACAUAUGCUGUGAUAAGUCUCAUGUAAAGCCCAAAAGUGAUAUACAGACAGCUACAGAAAAUCUUCCAAUUUAUAGAUCUUUGAGCCAACACUGGAUUCAUUGGGCUGAAGAGACGAAAUAGACUCUAAUCACGGGUUUCUCCAUAAACAUUGAGUGAAUUGAUGGUAGCUUAACGUGGUAAUUAAACCCUUCAUGCUGUACUCAGAUUUUAACGACUCUUGAUACUACGGUGAUAUCUUUUAUUAUGGCCGAUUUAUCUAGGAGGUAAAUAAAAAUUUGAGCCUGAGUAAACAUGGACCUUUUUCUACUGAGCAUCGCACUCUAUUCCUAGAUAGACUAUGUGGUUCAGGGGAGAUUUUUUUUAAUGGGAAUUUGUGUGCAAUGAGUUGUUGCAAUCUAGAGUUAUUACUCAUCCAUGCUAUCUCAAAUUAUUUAUGUUUGAGAUUACUCUGUACAAAUGAAACUGAUGAUUAUUGUAUUGUAUAUAAUGAUGAAGUUGGAUGUCGAUAUCUAACUGUGAGGAGCAGAAAUUUAUGACCAGAUUGCUGUUAAAUCAAUGUUUGAGUUGACUGAGGAAUUACUGCUACUGCUGUUGCAGCACUACAGGUAACUUUACUCUGCUUGUUCUAUGUGUGUGCAUGUGUGUGUGUAUGUAUGUGUGUAUGUGUAUCUACAUGUGCGUGUGUCUUUGUAAAUGAAGUCUUGUGCAAUUAACUUAAAUAUAUUUUCUAUGUAAUGUAAUGACAUGUAAAUAUAUAUUCAGAGUUAUAGAA